AUGCCACACCGGGGCCUAGUGGCCGGGCCAGAGUAUUUUCAGCGUCGCUAUUUCACGCCGGCCGAGGUGGCCCAACAUAACCAGCCGGAAGACCUCUGGGUGUCUUACCUGGGAAACGUGUACGACCUAACGCCGUUGGCACAGGAGUACAAGGGAGACCUGCUGCUGAAACCCAUCUUGGAAGUUGCGGGCCAGGACAUCAGCCACUGGUUUGAUCCAGACACCAGAGACAUCCGCAAGCACAUAGAUCCACUGACCGGUUCCCUGAGAUACCGCACCCCUCGGGGUCGCUUUCUGCACGUGCCGCCUCAGCUGCCCCGUUCGGACUGGGCCAAUGAUUUUGGGAAGCCUUGGUGGCAGGAAUCGCGUUACGAGGUGGGGCGGCUGUCCGCCAAGACCCGGAAUAUCCGCAUCAUUAACACGCUCACGUCGCAAGAGCACACAUUGGAGGUGGGGGCCCUGGAAUCAAUGUGGGAAAUCCUACACCGCUAUCUCCCCUAUAAUGCACAUGCUGCCAGCUACACAUGGAAAUAUGAAGGGAAGAACCUGAACAUGGAUUAUACUCUGGAAGAGAAUGGUAUCCGGGAUGAGGAGGAAGAAUUUGAUUAUCUCAAUAUGGACAGUACACUCUACACACCUGCAGUACUGCUGUACUUCAAUGAUGACCUCACAGAGCUAUAAGAAGGGAGAUGUAUGCUCAUGUAGACUCAAGACAUAUUUUGAGUUUAGCUGUAUCUGUGCCCUGUAGGAAAAGAUGUGGGGAUGGGGGGGAGGGCGGAACCUGGACCUAGACUUCCACUCUACUCUGGGAGCUGGCCUGAGGUUCCCAUGCCCUACUAUAGUGUACAGGUCCUAUUCCUCGGGUUAAUUACAGUUUACUCUGAGAUAGUUAGGGAGAAUGCUAGAAGUGAAUUAAUUUUUAGGAACGAUACAAGAAAACAAAGUAUCUUAGAUCAGGGAGAUGUAGAAGAGGAUAGUCAGAUAGAGCUCAGGCAGAACUUUUCAACAGAGAAAGAGAAGUCCUACACAGGGAGGAGGGCUGGAAGAACUUUUCUGGCAAUGGAAAUGGGAUGGCCGCAGGAAGAUGGGAUUUACAAAGACAGGAAUAGGAAAUGUCUAUCACUGGCCAUGCAACACUGGCUAAUCUCUCUUCUGAAUAGUAUUUGGCGGCUGAAACCCAAGAGGAAGAAAGGAAGUGAAUGAUCACCAGGUAAUUCAGGCUAGAUACUAUGCUAUGUGCUUUAUACAUCUCAUUUAAUACAACUACCCAUACAACAGAUAUCAUUACCACUAUUUUACAGAUAAAUCUUCUGAAGCUUAGCAAGAUUUAAUAGCACAAAAAGGCACACUAGUUAGUAAUCAGAUUGCAAACCCAAGUCUUCCCAAUUCCAAAAUCUAUGUUCUUUUCAAUGUAAAGAGACUAACCCAAUGUCCAGGCUCACUGCACAAUGGGAACCUACAGGCCUCUUGUGUAGUCCGACAUGGUAUCGUGUUUUGUGUGUGUUUUGUUUUGUUUUUAGUUACUGUCUUUGAAAGGGAGUUAGCAGAUUUCUGCAGUGGCAGAGAGGAUACAGGCAAGGCUAAGUGUCAGCUGAAUAACAGCUUUUGAGGCUACUUCAUGGCUAAUCCCAUAGCAAACCUUUCCUCUGACUCUUCUGAGGGAAAGAGGUGGGUAUAUACUGACUCCAGGAAAACUAGUGUGGGAAAGGGCCUUUGGAUUGGGACACUUUACAUGGGGGAGCACAAAGGAGGCAACAGCACGUACAUUCACGAUGGGCCUGUGCCUCUGACGGGAAGGUGAGGACUUUGCCAGAUGGUGACUCUACAAGGGGCUCGAUAGAGGAGAUAUAAAGAGAGGAGCUAAUUAAGUCAGCAAACUCCUGGUGUUCAAAAGAGAACCACCAUGGAGGGCUGUGGCCAGAUUUGGUCCCCUAUGACCUAAGCAGGGAAGGGGAAUGAGAAUAGCAGGCAAAGAAGAAGCAGGGAGAUGUCAGUGCACCUUCCUGGAAGGUGGUCCCCCACCAGACACAAGGUAGGCUGCGUAGGAGUAUGCUGAGGGGCUGACUGUGAACAGCAUGGACAGAGGCGGAGACAUCUGUAUCCAGUAGUAUCUGAACUUUGGCUUCAGUAGUAUCUGAACUCACUGUGAGACAGGGCUUCCAUUCAGUCCCAUGUAAUGCCAGAGUCCAUGAAUUAUUUGAAUCAUUUUGACAUUUAAUCAACUCUGCACUUGUUUCAUAUGUAUCUUGUUUGCUCAAUUAAACCCUAAACUAUUUGAGAACCAAAGCUCUGCUGUGGCUGUAGCCCCAGCCUCAGGUCCUGUGCAUGGGAUCUGCCCACACGCAUCCCUCUUCCAGAGUUUCCUACUGCAGUACCUCUGCCAGAAACACAUCCCUCUCCUCACACACCCAGUCACUCUCCAAGUAGAGUCCAUCUCCUAUAUAUCUCUGGGUCCAUCUUCUUUUCUCGAAGCUAUUAUCAUCACCUCUGGUCUGGACUGCCGCAGUAAUUUCCUAACCAGUCCUCCCAUUUCCACUUCUGUUCUCCACACACGGCACAAUGAACUCUGAAAAACAAACCUAAACAUCUACCUUUCCUCCUUUGGAUUCUUCAGUGGCUUCCAGCUGCUCUUGGACCAGGGUCCUAAAUCCAAAGACCUUGCAUACCUCAGCCUCCACCUUGCAUCACCCCUCUUCAUUCACUGGCUUUCUGUUCACUAAAUGUUUUCUUGCCUCAGAGCCGGCACCCAGGCUCUUCUCUUUGCUUACAACACUCUUCCAUUUCCCACCUUGCUAAUCCUGAAUGUUUCUUCCUCAUGGAGACCUUUUCUGACUUCUCGAUGUAGGUCAAGACUUUCCGUUAAACCUUCUCUUAGCACCAUGCCUAUUUCAGAGCACUUAUUACAAUAGUAAUGUUAAAAUUAUAGGUGUAAUUGGCUGGCUGGCUGCUAGAUUGUAAGCUCAUGAGGGCAGAGAUCAUGUCCAUCUUGUCCACUGCUGUAUUCCCAGUGCUGGGCACACAGUUGCUGCUCAAUAAAUUUUGAUUGAAUGAACUCAAAUGUUAAGUGAAUUCCUCUGCCUGUAAAUAACUAGUGGAUGGGAUGUUGCAUCCUGAGGGGCAAGGUAGGACCAAGAAAUAGGAUGUCUGGAUCCUGUGCUGUAAUCUCUAUCCACAGGUUUCUCUUUUCUUGUUCGCCAUAGAUCCAAGACCAAAAAUUACUCCAUAGAGGUUCUCCCUCUCAC
This is a messenger RNA of Hippopotamus amphibius kiboko, 3242 nucleotides long. RefSeq names its product cytochrome b5 domain-containing protein 1. The transcript is spliced from 4 exons. The record is from RefSeq and is a predicted model, not a curated record. NCBI's taxonomy places the organism in Eukaryota, Metazoa, Chordata, Mammalia, Artiodactyla, Hippopotamidae. The coding region runs from base 1 to 681 and encodes 226 amino acids.